Messenger RNA from Drosophila grimshawi, 818 nucleotides. RefSeq names its product tubulin-folding cofactor B (gene TBCB). The transcript has 4 exons. Bases 50 to 790 code for a protein of 246 amino acids. Lineage: Eukaryota; Metazoa; Arthropoda; Insecta; Diptera; Drosophilidae. Gene Ontology annotation, molecular function: alpha-tubulin binding; microtubule plus-end binding. Gene Ontology annotation, biological process: cytoplasmic microtubule organization; tubulin complex assembly; post-chaperonin tubulin folding pathway. The record is from RefSeq and is a predicted model, not a curated record. Gene Ontology annotation, cellular component: microtubule plus-end; cytoplasm; nucleus.
AGAGGUAUCGGCAUUUCUCAUUGUCAAUGUAUGACUCUUAAGCUUAAAUAUGUCUGAAAUAAUGCAAUUGGUGGAUUCGGAACCGAAGUAUAUUACAGCUAAUGUAUCUAACUCACAUAACGAUGUCGUCGCAUUUGAGAUUAAAUUGGCCAGAGAUAUGACCAUCGCGCAGCUUAAGACUAAAUUGGAAAUAUUGACUGGUGGGAGUGCCAGCACCAUGAAGGUGGAACUGUAUAAAGGUGACUCGCUGGUGACCUCAUUUAACAACAAUGAUGCCAAACUGGGCUUUUAUAUCGAUUGCGACGGCAUGCGGCUUCAUGUCAUUGAUACCUUUGCCAGUUUUGGAUUUGAUAAUGAAUCUGUGGAAAAGUUUGAACUUACAAAGGACCAGUACGAACAAAGAAACGAUUCUGUGCGCAAUUUCUUGAAGCAAAAUAGACUAGGCAAGUACAAUGAAGAGGAAAUGCAGCAAAUGGAAGCAAAAAGACGCGAGCACGCCGAAGAAUUGCUAAACCGGGCGGAGCUUUGCACUGUGGGAAGCCGGUGUGAGGUCACCGUGCCAGGGAAUCCAACACGUCGUGGCACCGUUAUGUACAAUGGACCACUUGAAGGCAAAAAUGGUAUCUUCAUUGGCGUACAGUACGAUGAGCCCUUGGGCAAAAAUAAUGGAAGCGUUGCUGGCAAAAGCUAUUUUGUGUGUCCCCCAAACUAUGGAGGUUUUGUCUCACCAUUAUCGGUGCAGGUCGGGGACUUUCCUGUUGAGAACUUUGACCUCGACGAUGAGCUUUAGUUUAAAUUAAAUAAAAUUGUUUAAGAUA